Molecule: messenger RNA, 4766 nt
Organism: Anguilla anguilla (European eel)
Lineage: Eukaryota; Metazoa; Chordata; Actinopteri; Anguilliformes; Anguillidae
Product: zinc finger MYND domain-containing protein 11-like
Exons: 17
Coding region: 185-2050 (621 amino acids)
Biological process (GO): regulation of transcription elongation by RNA polymerase II
Molecular function (GO): transcription corepressor activity; DNA binding; protein binding
Source: RefSeq, a predicted model, not a curated record
UGUUAAUCAGCCGCUUGUGUUUACCUCUGAAGUCUGGACUGGAUAGGGGAUAGCUAGCUAAACCACAAUUCAGACACAGGCAAGAAAAAAACUUCUCCGGAAAUGCAAAUACAACAUUUUUUGUUUUGAAUCCUACACAGGUUUCUACGGGGCCGUUAGGUGUAGAAACUAGGACAAAGGACCGAUGAAUAAAGAGAUGACGUCGCGCGUGGUGAAGAAGCGUCUGGCGGACCCCAAAGUGGUCCAGUAUGUGUGGGCCGCCAUAGAGGUCAUCCGCAAUCAGAAGCAAAUCGCCAACAUGGACAGAAUUUCAAAGUACCUGAGUCGGGUUUUCGGGAUGCACCCGAAGGAGACUGCUCGACAGCUGGCCCUGGCGGUGAAGGACGGGCUGGUGGUGGAGACGCUCACCGUGGGCUGCAAGGGCUCCAAGGCCGGCAUCGAGCAGGAGGGGUACUGGCUGCCCGGGGACGAGACGGAGCCGCUGACUGAAGGAAGCAAGCUGGCACAGAAUGAGGACUGGGAGACGGAGAGCCACGACUGGUACUGCUUCCAGUGCCAUCUCCCCGGCGACGUGUUGCCGUGCGACAGCUGCUUCCGCGUCUACCACCUCAAGUGCCUGUCCGAGCAGCCCUGGGACAGCGCCUCCUCCUGGCAGUGCCUGUCCUGCAAGGGCAGUAAAAAGAAGAACUUGAGCAAACAGGAAAUGAUCAAAUACCUGCGGUUUAUCGUGCAGAGGAUGAAGGAGAGGGCCGUGGACCUGAACAAAAAAGGCAAAGACACCAAGCACCCCAUGUACAGGCGGCUAAUCCACACGGCGCUGGAUGUUUCAAACAUACAGGAGAACCUCGCCGAGGGAAAGUACAAGAGCUUCGACGAGUUCAAGGCGGACGCCCAGCUGAUCGUGCACAACACCGCCAUUUUGUUUGGAGUGCACAGUGACCAGGCAGAAAUCGCCAGAUUGCUGUACACAGACACCUGCCAUGAGCUUGACGAACUCCAGCUCUGCAGAACCUGCUUCUACCUGUCGAACGCACGACCGGACAACUGGUUCUGCUACCCCUGUACUCCCAAUCACGAGGUGGUUUGGGCCAAAAUGAAGGGCUUCGGCUACUGGCCCGCAAAGGUCCUGCAGAGGGAGGACAAUCAGGUGGACGUCCGCUUCUUCGGCCACCAGCACCAGAGAGCGUGGAUCCCGGCGGAUAACAUCCAGGACAUCGGGGUGAGCGUGGCGCAGCUGCAGGUGAAGCGGAGCAUGGGCUGGAAGAAGGCCUGCGAGGAGCUGGAGCUGUACCAGCGCUUCCUGCGCGAGGGGAGGCUGUGGAAGGGCCGCGUGGGCGAGGAGAAGCUGGAGAGCGCGGAGGAGCCGGAGUCCAGCAUCUCCUCCACCAGCAACGAGCAGCUCAAGGUGAACCAGGAGCCCAAAGCUAAGAAAGGACGUCGCAGCCAAGCCCCAGAGCCCAAAGAGGAGGAGCCGGAGCCUGAAGUGGAGGCGGUCAGCUCCAGCCAGGAGAUCCCCAGCGCGCCCCACCAGCCCGAGAAGCUCUCGGUCUCCACCCAGACCAAAAAGGCCAGCGCGUCCUCGCCCCGCACGCUGCACCGCUCCACCCAGACCAGCAGCGACGGCGCCUGCCAGAACAUGUGCCACGAGAAGUACACCAAGAUCUUCAGCGACGUCAAGGAGAUGAUGAAGGCCGAGAACAAGCGCGAGACCGAGCGGGUGGUCCGGGAGGCGCUGGAGAAGCUCCGCUCGGAGAUGGAGGACGAGAAGAGGCUGGCGCUCAGCAAGGCGGUGUCCGGCGCGCAGGCGGAGAUGGACAGGAAGUGCAAGCAGGUGAAGGAGAAGUGCAAGGAGGAGCUGGUGGAGGAGGUGAAGAAGAUGGUGGCGCAGCACAAGCAGCUCCUCUCUCAGACCAAGAAAAAGCAGUGGUGUUAUAACUGUGAGGAGGAGGCCAUGUACCACUGCUGCUGGAACACCUCCUACUGCUCCAUCAAGUGCCAGCAGGAGCACUGGCACGCCGACCACAAACGCACCUGCCGCAGAAAGAGAUGAACGCUCCGCCCCCCUCCUCCAAGCCCCGCCCCCAGCCCCGCCCCCCCUCCUCCAAGCCCCGCCCCACAACCCCCAAACACGGUGCAGAAGAGCUCCGCCCACCUGCUUCCUGUCCAAUCCCACACCAGACUCUACAACACUCUGGUGAACCGGACUGACCAGUGCACAGAGCGACCACAUUUAUAUUCUCUCUCUCUCUCUCUCUCUCUCACCAUCUUUCAUGUUUGCUUUGUCUCUCUUUUAUACUCUUUUCCUUUUCCAUUCUCUCUCUCUCUCUCAUUCUCACUCUUGCUUGGUAGCUCUUGCUCGCCAUCCCGUGUUUUCAUUCGUCUCUCACUUUCAUUCUCUCUCUCUCUCUCUCUCUGUUUCUCUCUCUCAUAUAUAUGAGAUAUGCGCAUUGUGCUGAAUUCAUUUCAGAAGCAUUUUCUGAAUUUGUGUAAGGGGCAUGACACACAUGCACAGUCUGGAGAGUUUUUCUUGUUUUCUUUUUUUUACCGUAGUGCUAAUUUUACCUUUUGUUGGAGAAUGUGUUAUUUAAGUCUUGUAGCCAACGAUGAGCAUAAACUAAAAUACAUUUUAUUACUUCGAUUUUUUAAUCACUUUUCUUACUGUAAAUUGCUAACAAACAAACACACAACGAAAGAGUGUGCGGACGUUGAUCUUAAAAUAUAUCGCUAUCGCAGCAGUAAAUCGCUUUCAUAGGAAAAAUGUCGAGAAAAAGAACGCUGAUGCGGAUUUUAAAAAGUUUAAAAAUUGAAAAUUGUUUUAGGUGUAAUAACGUAGCCCAUUGACGUUUCCGUGGUGAUUUUAUCAUGUAAAUUUCCAGAUGACUAUCACCCUUUUAUUGGUUUUUAUCCUUUUUGUCUUAAAUUGUCCUCGUCAUUGUUGGGUACAGGGUUAUGAAGUCAGGUGUUCAUCCUGACCAAAAAUAAAUAAAUCUUCCGUUUAUUAUACACAUUUUGGGUUGAAAUAUACUGUAAAUUUUAUUGGGGGGGGGGGGAGGGAUGGGGGGGGUGAUUUGCUCUUUUAGGCUAAAAUUCUGGGGAAUGUAGAGGAUUCUUUGCUGAGCUGGAUCUUAGAGAGGAUUUGGUCAUUGUUUUAUGGUUUGCACAUGAAAAUUUCUUUUUUUUUUCUUAACCCAAAUGCUUGUAUAAAUUGCCAAAUAGUAUGUUUGUCCUACCUGUCUUAACAGAAAAAGUAAUUUUUUUUUUUUAACCGUUAUUUUUCUUUACUUUGCCCCGUCAUUGCUUUUGUGGUGUGCUUGCCGUACGUUCGAUUCGCUAAAGCAUCUCGUCGCUUCGGACUUCCUGUCGUAGUUGGCGACACGAUACGCCGCGCAUUUUCCAAAUCACCGCCAUCACACUCUGAACGAAGAGAACUGCAUGUGGAUUAACGUCAAAAAAACAGAAUUAAAGAAGAAAAAAAAUUAAGCUAAAGCGUAGUUUCUGGUUCGCAGAACAAACGGAAAUGGAUGGACGGAUAUAAAAUAUAUCUGAAUAUAUGAAAAUGUCGUGCAUUUUGUUUCUUUUCCUCCUGACUGUUUGGGUUUAUGGUGUACGGGGACAUUUGAAUGGUUGUCCAGGCCCCGAUUUGUACAGGUAAAGAAAAGUGGUGUAGAAAUUGCCAGGUUCAUGUGUAACUAAAUUAACAAACAGAAAGAAACUAACUGUCCAUGGCUAAUGCAGCAGAAUUGUAUGUAUUAAUUUUUUUUAUUUCUUUCAUAGGAAAUUGAGAGGUUAUUCAAGUGGCUACCCAGAGAUCCUGCUUUUAUUUAUUUUUGCCAUCUUUCUUAAAGCAUUGUACACUAGUAGUUGGUCAUCGUACGUUGUGGAAAAUCAGUUCUCUAUCUUGAUGUUGAAUUUUCCCUCCUGAAGAAAUCCGUCAAAUGAAUCAUGAAUUUUAAUCCUUUUUUUUUUCUUUAAAAAAGAAAAAAAAAGAAAAACAUGUCUGGUCUUCCUUGGACACCCUUUCUCACUUUUUUUCUUUUUGUAAUUGGUGCCGUGUGUGUGCCUGUGUGUAAAUAAACCUUAAAGUGUCUGACAACUGUACAGCAAGAAAGCCUUAGUGUGGAAUUGUGGGAUACUUCCUGUUAUGGCGUGAGCUGCAGUUUCUUGGCAAAAUAUGCAAACAUCACAGUGAUGCUUUGGACCCAAUCCUAUAUAAAAAAAAACCCUUCGCUGAUACAUUGCAGGUUAUUUCAAGGCCUGUGAAUCCAGCACACCACAGAAUAUUUUAUAUUUGUCCAUCCCUGUAAAAACGAGCAUUUGUGAUAUUUUCUAGUGGAAAUAUUUUGGUGUCAUCAUUCCGGUUUUUUGUACAAUAUGUUCGAUAUCUGCAUGACGGUAAAGAUGUGCAUUUCAAUUUCUUAUUUUUUUCCAUGGCAUAGUUGCACUUCCUGAAAUAAUGCAAUAUGAUUUUUUUUAAUUUUUUUUUUUUUUUAAAUAUUGUUGUGAAAAAGUUAAUUUACCUCACUGCUUAACUGAUACACCACGAUUCACGUCUCUCAAGAGAAGUGUAAUGAACUAAAAUGGAGAAUGGUUCUUCAGCCGGGUUGGCGCUUUCUCUAUCCAUGUGUGUACGCUUGCUGUGGCUUACUAUCCUCGCACACGUUUAUGCAGGUUUUUUUUUCUUUUUCUUUUGCUUUUGUUUGCUUUAGCUUAGCGAGAUGUUGUACUUCUAUGUGCUAACAUGGACAAUAAAUGUAUCUGCAGCCGAA